AUGCGACAUCUCGCCGCAUCGUCCAACCCGGUUGCCAUCAGAUUGCUCUCAGUCCAGAGCGUCCACCGACACCUCCUCCCCCUCCCCCCCGAAGACUCGGGAGCUCCGCCGCCGCCGCCAGAUGCUGCCGCGCCUCCACCUCCUCCAGAUGACAUUCCCCCUCCCCCGCCUGUGGAGACAAAGAAGAAAAAGCAAGGAUGGGGUGCGAAAAAGCCCUCCGCGAUACCGUUGAGUGUGGAGGACCUGAUCCAGAAGAAGAAAGAGGCGGAUGCGGCUUCUGCGAAGCCCAAAUUCUUAUCCAAAGCUCAACGAGAAAAGCUUGCGCUGGAGAAGCGCGCCAAGGAAGUAGAGGCCGAGCGACAAGCGAAGAAGGCACCUGCGACUGGCGUUGAUCGCAAUGGAUUCUCGACCGAGCCGGCUUCAUCGAGAACCGAGCAGAAGUACCCAGAUACAAGAGAUCCAAAUGGACAAGUACCAACUGGACCUCGUGCCAUGCGCGGCGAGCGUUCGUCCGGACCUGGGCCCUCACGAAACGGACAACAAUCACGAGGACAAGAUAAGGAAUCGGCGAAGUCAAGGAACGCGAAGGCCGACAAGCGUCUUGCGGAAGAGGAUGAGGCUGAGGCACAAGCGUCUCUCGUCAAGAAACAAUAUAUGGGAGCUGACCAAACCUCCACAUUCUCCGCCAAGAAGAAACGCAAGCGCACCACCGAUCGCAAGUUCAAUUUCGAGUGGAAUAUCGAGGAAGAUACAAGCGGCGAUUACAAUCCUCUAUACCAGCACCGACAUGAAGCCAACUUCUUUGGUAGAGGCCGACUGGCAGGAUUCGGAGAUGAUGUCGCAGAUGAUGUGGCGCGCAAGUAUGCUGACGCCUUGGUAACUCGAGACCAGGAGUCGGGUUCGCGUAACCAGAUCGAUAAGCACUGGAGCGAGAAGAAGUUGGAGCUCAUGCGCGAGCGCGACUGGCGUAUUUUCAAAGAAGAUUUCAAUAUCGCUACCAAGGGUGGAAGCGUGCCCAACCCGAUGCGUUCUUGGGAAGAGAGUCUCUUGCCAAAGCGCUUGCUGGAGCUUGUCGAUCGCGUUGGCUACAAGGAACCCACUGCGAUUCAACGUGCCGCUAUUCCCAUCGCAAUGCAGUCGCGAGAUCUCAUCGGUGUGGCCGUUACUGGUUCCGGUAAAACAGCUGCAUUCCUGCUGCCACUUUUGGUAUACAUCUCAGAGCUACCACGGCUAGACGAGUUCGAGUGGCGCAAAAACGACGGCCCCUACGCAAUUGUUCUUGCUCCCACUCGUGAAUUGGCGCAACAAAUUGAAAUUGAAGCCAAAAAGUUCACCCAACCUCUUGGUUUCAACGUCGUCAGUAUUGUCGGUGGUCACUCAAUCGAAGAACAAGCGUUCAGUCUCCGCGAUGGCGCGGAAAUCAUCAUCGCCACCCCAGGUCGUCUAGUCGACUGCAUCGAGCGUCGCAUGCUCGUCCUCAGCCAGUGCUGCUACGUCAUCAUGGAUGAAGCAGAUCGCAUGAUCGAUCUCGGUUUCGAAGAACCCGUCAACAAAAUCCUAGACGCCCUCCCAGUGACGAAUGAAAAGCCCGAUACCGAAGAAGCAGAAAACUCACGCGCCAUGAGCCAACACAUCAGCGGACGAGACCGUUACCGCCAAACCAUGAUGUACACAGCCACCAUGCCCGCAGCCGUCGAGCGGAUCGCGCGCAAAUAUCUCCGUCGACCAGCAAUCAUCACCAUCGGUGCUAUCGGUGAAGCCGUCGACACAGUCGAGCAACGCGUCGAAAUGAUACCCGGCGAAGAUAAGCGCAAGAAGAGACUUGCGGAAAUUCUUUCUGCGGGAGACUUCCGUCCUCCAAUCAUUGUUUUCGUCAACAUCAAGCGAAACUGUGAUGCUAUCGCUCGUGAAAUCAAACAUAUGGGCUUCUCAUCUGUUACUCUGCACGGUUCUAAGACCCAGGAUCAGCGUGAGGCUGCUCUUGCCUCUGUCCGUAACGGUUCGACGGAUGUUCUUGUCGCUACUGAUCUGGCUGGUCGUGGUAUCGAUGUUCCCGACGUCUCGCUUGUCGUUAACUUUAACAUGGCUACCUCGAUCGAGAGCUACACUCACCGUAUCGGUCGUACUGGUCGUGCCGGUAAAAGUGGUGUGGCUAUUACGUUCUUGGGUGGCGAGGAUUCGGAUGUUAUGUACGAUCUCAAGCAAAUGCUCACGAAGUCGCCUAUCUCGCGUGUUCCUGAGGAAUUGCGCAAACAUGAGGCUGCGCAGUCCAAGCCGAAUCGUGGACAGGCAAAGAAAAUCGAGGAUAGUUCUGGGUUCGGUGGGAAGGGUGGUUGGGCGUAA
Molecule: messenger RNA, 2343 nt
Organism: Penicillium cosmopolitanum
Lineage: Eukaryota; Fungi; Ascomycota; Eurotiomycetes; Eurotiales; Aspergillaceae
Gene: prp28
Product: mRNA splicing protein PRP28
Exons: 5
Coding region: 1-2343 (780 amino acids)
Biological process (GO): mRNA splicing, via spliceosome
Cellular component (GO): catalytic step 2 spliceosome
Molecular function (GO): RNA helicase activity; ATP binding; RNA binding
Source: RefSeq, a predicted model, not a curated record